Molecule: messenger RNA, 2722 nt
Organism: Ixodes scapularis (black-legged tick)
Lineage: Eukaryota; Metazoa; Arthropoda; Arachnida; Ixodida; Ixodidae
Product: coiled-coil domain-containing protein 177
Exons: 12
Coding region: 244-1995 (583 amino acids)
Source: RefSeq, a predicted model, not a curated record
UCGGAAGUGCGCUAUCGGUUCUUGAUGUUUUGAAUCGAUCUUCGCUGCAGUAGGAGGCCUCGGUAAUUCCCCCGAGAUCACAGGCAUGCAAUUUGCGGCGUCGUGCGGGUCAAUCUCGCACGAAGCUGGCAUCGUAGCCGCCUCGAAAUCGAACAUCUAAACGAGCGAUCGCAUCGCCGUAAUGGCCGCAACGUGCAUCUAUGUCAAAAUCCCAGGGCUCUUUUUACGCGCUGAUUUGACGCUAUGAUUACACCGACAGACGAAUGGAACUCUGAAUUCCUUGCGCAAUCCCUGAGUGACUGUUUGAGUCCGCACGAUCUCAACCUGAAUCUGUACAACUUCGACAAAGUCGAUGCGUCGAACUGUCCGUACGUGCUCACGAGCCCGCGGUCGUUGGAAGCUUGCGCCAACCAAGGCGUCAAGCCGGUCGAGCUUCUCCCAAAGCUGCUGGAUGAGUUCAGGGAUGAGCUUCCUCAAAGCACGCCUCUGGAAGAGAUCAAGAGGCGGUACAAGCAGUACGAGCUCGCUCGCACAAGAAAACUGGAGAAAUGCCGCAAGGAGCGGGACUACAUCAUCCGGACGGAGAAGAUGCGCCAUCGCUCACAGUCCCUCUCCCCCAAGGGAAGGAGGCUGCAGAUUCUCGAGGAACCGCAGCUGGAAGUGGUCCUUUCAUCAGACGAGGACCAGUGUGCAAGCAUCACAACCCUGGAAGACUCGACGACCGUGACCCCGUGCGAGGAUGCUUCAUCCACGCGCGGUGCCGACUCCCAGGACACCACAGAUCUGUCUAGUGCCACAACCACGACGCGCGGCGAGGGGGACUCGAGCGGAGACGAGGGGGGGCCCCUGGCCACAUCUGGGGUCAGUGCAUCAUCUGCGAAGAGGAAGAAGGGGUCUGGCUCCAGACCCACCAGCAAGUCGACCCCGACGUCUCCCUUCCGGCGGCCCUCCCAGCUGGUGCCUAUUCCCACAACGUCCCCACUUCUCAAGUUGGUGGAUAAUCCCAGGGCAAAGACCAAGCUGCCUAUCAAGGACAUGAAGCUGCUGGAGCUGAUGCUGAGGCGGCGAGAGCAGGAGGACAGGGAGGCGGAGGAGAGGAGGUUGGCGCACCGGGCCUGGGACCUGGAGCGAGAGCAGCGUGCCAAGAGCAAUAAGCGGUGGCGUCGCUCCCAGCCCAUGACGUCGAGCAACAGCUGCGAGCUCCUGGACAGUGGGUCCUGUUCGAGCUCUAAAACACCCGAGGAGAAGAUGCCGUCCCAGGUGUUUUCCCAUUUGGCCGAGAUGAAGCAGUGUCUGGAGCAGGCCUCUCAGAGGCAGCUCCAGCACUCCAAGCAAAAGUUGCGUGAGCUGCAGCACGAGCAGGAGGAGCUGCAGCGGCAGAGGCACAUGGAGAUGGAGCGGGCGUACCGGAGGCAACUGGAGGAUCGCAUCCGGCAGAAGGAGGCCCUCUUCGCCGAGCGCAAGCGGCAGCGCUGUGCAGAGAAGGAGAGCGUGCUGCGGAAGAGCGCGGAGGAGCUGGAGGAGAAGCUCGAACAGGUGCGACUGAACCAGCGGGAAAUGGACAGCGCCUUGGACAUGUGGCGGGAGCGGGUGGCAGACUACCAGGAGGCAGCUAACCUGAGGGCCCGCCAGAGGGCGCAGGAGGCGCUCGAGUUCAAGAAGCGCAUCGCCCAGCACGAGCGGCUCCUGAGGCAGGCGGAGCACCAGCGCAACAUGCACAGGGUGGAGAUGGAGGAGAGCAUUCGGCUGCAGUCCAUGAUGGAGAGGCUGAGGGAGAAGGAGGACAAGAGCCGCCUGCACGCCCAGGAGAAGCAGCUCUUCAUCGAGCAGUCUCGGGCACUGGCCAAAGCGACGGCGGCUCUUCGAGAGCAGCUCAGGCUGCAGACGGACCGGAGCGUUUACGUGAGGCGUCCCCGCUCCAACCUGUCUGCUUCGUCCAGUGUCAACUCCAAUCUCGUCAAGAGGUCAAAGUCAAACGAGGACAUACUGAAGUGAGGUUGGAUACCUCUUUGGCCGUCUCCCGAUCCAGCAAGCCUUCGUCUUGCCCACGUUGCCAGGGACGGCGACACUGGGCCGACUUUGGAGGGGUUUCCGCCGUCGAACGCCCAUCUCGGUGCCGUUGUCUUCGUCCAGUCGACUGUUGCGACCACCGGGGCAGAUGUUGCUCGCCGAGGGCUGCGCCAGCAUUUCGAAUCCAGUUGAGGCGUUUCCUUUUGGUCUUUUGCAGACUCUCGUGUGGGUCUUCAGUAAAGCACAGGUCAGAGCCCUGAUCUUUUAGGUUGACUGAACUGUAAUGGCUUGAUGGGGUUAGACAACAGGUAAGACGGCUGGAAAGCUGUCCUCUGCAUCUUCUUUAUCUCGACUGAUGCUGAUUUAUUUGGGGUAGGAACCUGUUCAAAGCUCUCUUGUUUUACGGUGCAAUAGCAACGGUGGCCAUACUGAAAGCUGCCUGUUAACAGUCGAUUAGGAAAUGUUAAAUGUUGAUUCCACGGUACCAGUCUUAUUUAUAUUGCGGUGAAAGAUGUGUUCACCACUUAAGGUAACCUUGUUUAGCUAUGGAGGUGAGUGCAUACCAAUGCCCAUUGUAAUUUAAGGUGUGCUCAGGCGCAAUACAAACUUGUUUCCUUCUUCUAUUGUCUCCCAACAUAUCUAAAUAUUGAAUAAUUAGUUUUCACACCCUUCUUCUGCAUAAAAAUAUAAUUAAAAAUAGGCACUCUUGUUU